AUGCAUGAUCGGGAUAUUCUAAAGAUUAAAGCAAGUAAAUCGAAUGAUUCAAAUGACUGGUCACUUUUUAAAAAACAACGCAAUAUAGUAAAUAGCGAAAUCAGAUUAGCCAAGCAAGCCUAUUAUAAAAAUAGUUUUAACAAGUAUAUGGGUGAUUCUAAAAAGACCUGGCAGACUAUCAAUGAACUUACUUGGCGAAAAUCUGGAAAAAAAUCGGUGGCAUCUCUGAAAGUAAAUGGAGUAUCAAUAACAAAUCCAACUGUUCUGUCGAACCAAUUUAAUAAUCACUUUGCUACUAUCGGUCCAGAACUUGCCAGCAAUAUUGAUUCCUCAAAUAGUGAUGGCUAUCAAAAGUACCUCACUGGCACAGAUAAACGGUUUCAGCUCCAUCCGACCAGUACAAAUAAAGUUCUCUCACUUUUGAAUCGUCUAAAUAAGUCAAAGGCAGCUGGCCUCGACAAGAUAUCUGCUAGGCUCAUUCGGGAAUGUGCAGAUGUCAUUUGCAUUCCUAUCCGUGAUAUUUUUAACCAGUCAGUAAGUCAAGGCAUAUUUCCGGAUGACUGGAAAUGUGCAAAGGUCACCCCACUUUUUAAACAAGGCGAUCGGGACGACUUAAAUAAUUAUCGUCUAAUUUCGGUGAUCUCAGUUAUAGCCAAGGUCUUUGAAAGAAUCGUCUAUGAUCAAUUAUAUGCCUACCUAGAAGAGCAUAAUAUAAUUUGUAAAUAUCAAUCAGGCUUUCGUGCUAUUCACUCAACUGUCACCGCUCUCCUCGAGGCCACGGACACUUGGGCGUAUAAUAUUGACCGCGGUAAAAUCAACGCCGUUGUUUUCUUAGAUCUCAAAAAGGCCUUCGACACAGUUGACCAUGAGAUCCUUUUAUCAAAAUUAAGCAAUUACGGCAUAUAUGGUAACGCGCACCAAUGGUGUAAGUCAUAUUUUUUUUUUUUUUUUUGUUCCAUCAACGGAUCGCUCUCUCAAAGCUGUUUAUUAAGUUGUGGUGUUCCCCAGGGGACGAUUUUUGGUCCACUAAUAUUUCUGUUAUACAUCAACGAUCUUCCAAACUGUCUUUCAAAUUGUGAGCCGAGGAUGUACGCUGAUGGCACCCACCUUACAUACGCAGGUGGUAAUGUAGACAAUAUUCAGUUGCAUCUAAAUCAAGAUUUAGAAAAUGUUCACAAUUGGCUGAGAGCAAACAAACUCACUCUAAAUAUGACUAAAACCGAAUUUAUGCUUAUCGGAUCUAGGCAGAGGCUAAGUACUCUCACAGAGUCCCCGACAGUUGCAAUUAAUGAUUUUCAAGUUAGCGAGGUCACUACUGCAAAAUCACUUGGAGUGACCAUCGAUGACAGACUUGAUUGAAGUGGCCAUAUCGAGAAAGUAACAAAGAAAGUCGCUUCUGGUGUUGGGGCCAUAAAACGAAUAAGGCACCUUGUCCCUUAGGCGACCUUACAAUUAAUAUAUCAAGCUUUAAUAGAGCCACACUUUGAUUAUUGCAACAUUGUUUGGGGAAACUGUGGGAUAACUUUACGGAAUAAGGUUCAAAAGCUACAAAACAGAGCAGCCCGUGUUUUGACCUACUCAAGCUAUGACGUAGAUGCUGGUCACCUUUUCAAACUUCUUGGGUGGAAAAACCUAGCUUGCCAGCAACAAAUUCAAAGAGCUACGAUGGUUUACAGGUCUCUGCACAGGUUGGCUCCAAACUAUCUUAGUUCUAAAUUUGAAAGUGAGAAGUCGCAUAUAACCUAA
Porites evermanni is the source of this 1746-nucleotide messenger RNA. NCBI's taxonomy places the organism in Eukaryota, Metazoa, Cnidaria, Anthozoa, Scleractinia, Poritidae. The record is from the annotation of a GenBank genome assembly.